AUGUCUUAUCGUAACACUGAUGUUGACAUCUUAGAUGAAGACCAGUUAUUUCAACAUGAACUAUUUACGUUCGCAGGCGGUGAGGAGCUUGAGCCGGAUGUGGCGCUAAGAAAUGUUCAGGCGAAAGGGGUUGAAGUUAGAAACUUUUUGACAAGAGGUAAUACUGAAAAAGCACUGACAACAGCUAUAGAAAAUCCACCAUACGGCUCAAACACAACUGAAGCUAAG
This is a messenger RNA of Dentiscutata heterogama, 228 nucleotides long. Lineage: Eukaryota; Fungi; Glomeromycota; Glomeromycetes; Diversisporales; Gigasporaceae. The record is from the annotation of a GenBank genome assembly.